GAAUUUCCUUUUCAUCCUAUUCAACCCGGAUAACAGUGAAAGUUUGCCGUUUUAAUGAUGAAACGCAUGAAAACAUAUUGAUUUACUCUGCAAAUUCUCAUUUCUUUUACAAACUUUGUCGCAAGCAGUAGCUGAUUAUUUUUAACUGCUGGGUGCAUGAUGAAGUUGAAAGGUUUAUUCUCUUUCCUGCUUUUAUUAGGAAUUAGUAGCAUGGUGUCGAGUAUGUUAGUGCUCGAUACAGAUGAUUUGGGAUGGAGCGAGUGGGGAGAGUGCUCGCGAAGGUGUGGCGGUGGUAGUCAGUCUCGCAAUGUCAUCUGUGAUGAGGGAAUCGAACCACAACUGUGUUCUUACCUCAAGAGGUCCAUUCCCAGAAGGCAACUGAGGCAGGAGCGAGAGUGUAACACGCACCCAUGCGAAGUGAGAGGAACGUGGAGUGCGUGGAGUGAAUGGCAUACCUGCUCUGCGACCUGUGGGUCAUCAGCUUUUAAGAUGAGAACAAGGUCCUGUAACGAUGACAACGAUACCCCACUAGGUUCAUGGAACUGUAAUGGCUUGACCUACGAGUGGCGUCAGUGCGAGGGUUUGCCAAUGUGUCCUAGCAACGAUCAAAGUAAUGAUCUGACGUCACACGAAUAUGAACUCCACUCAUUCAGUUCUUUCCAGAGCUACAACAAGAUCUCUCAGGUGGAAGAACUGCCAGUGCCGUCCUGGUCUGAAAGUAGCUAUGACGUUUAAUACGUUAUCCAUUGUUUGAUUCUCCAGGGACGGCUGUCCCAUUAAUUGGUAUUAUUAAUGUCAUAAGUGCCAACAAUAUUAUGUUUUCCUCAAGAAAAAGAUAUACAACCUAAAUUUCAUAUCAAGUUUAAUACUAAUUUUUAUAUAUUUAUACCUGGAUCCACUGCUGGUUAUCUCAAAUGGACCAACUACGCAACAUUUUCAUGUGUGCAUUGGGUGGAAGGGGAUGACUUGUAUACUAAUGUUAAAAUGCUUUGAUAUGUACUGCUAUCCAUUUUUGUUUUAAAUGUAGUGAUUAACUAUCCAAUGAUUACAUCUAAAAAAUAAGUUAAGGGUCAUGACUAUUUGUACUAUAACUGCUAAUGAUGAGAAAAUGUAAGAAAUUUCUUCCCUAGACAAUAUUGUUCUAAUCUUAAGUCAAACUAACUUACACAUAGUAUGUGUGUUUGUAUGACCACUCUAUCACCUUUACUUUUGUUUAGUCACCCACGUGUUAUACAUGGGUGACUAAACAAAAGCAAAGUGAAAGAUAAGUUAAUAAAUGCCCUCUCCCCCUCUCUCUUCCCUCCCCCCCUCUCUCUCUCCCUCUCCCUUUCUCUCUCAGUAAGAGGUUGGGAAAGUGUAGUUUAUAAAGUAAAUGAAAGAAAUAUAAAGUAAUAGUAUAUUUAAAUAUUUUUUUAAUCAUUAUUUCCAUGUGUCAACAUGCACUGCACUAUGAAUAUCCUUAUGUACCCAGUGCAAUUCAAUCGAUCAUAAUAAUUGCAUAGAGGUACUAAAAUAACAGAUCUGUAUCAAGAGUGAAUGUCUUCCUCAAAGUAGAAUAGUUUGCCCACAUGUGUUUACAUUAAAAUCAUCAAUAAUAUUUUGUAGACAGAAAGCAUCAACAAUUUUUGCUUCAAAGUAAUAUCACAUGUGAAAUAAAUUUACAGGUAAAUCCAAACAACUCACAGUCAAUUAAAUAUUUUCCACAGCACAUUGUAAAUAGUGUAAUAGUAAUAGUUUUACACUGAAUCCUACAAGCCCAUCAUUGCGCAUAAAAAGUAAAAGCAACUUUUCUGUGAUUAACAAAAUAUUGAUCUUAAUUCACAAAGACUUUUAGC
Molecule: messenger RNA, 1835 nt
Organism: Lytechinus variegatus (green sea urchin)
Lineage: Eukaryota; Metazoa; Echinodermata; Echinoidea; Temnopleuroida; Toxopneustidae
Product: thrombospondin-2-like
Exons: 5
Coding region: 157-735 (192 amino acids)
Source: RefSeq, a predicted model, not a curated record